UUAAAGGGCUUGUUUGGUUUCAAUUUCAAUGUUGAUGUAAUUUGGUAUUCGUUUUAAUUUUUAGUUUUAUGUGAACAUAAAUGGGAAGACAACUUGUUAAACUUCUACAGGUCGGUAAAAUAAAAUAUGGUAGUGGACUACACUUACAACAACACUUUGUUCAGCUUCAUAAAACGACAACAGAAAAUCAAAAUACUCUGAUUAUUGUUGAGCACCCUCAUGUGUAUACAACAGGAAUUCGCGACAGCAAAUAUUCACAAAGUGAAGAAGAAAAGCUUAAGCAAAAAGGAGCUGAAUUUUAUAGAACCAAUAGAGGUGGUCUAAUAACAUACCAUGGACCUGGACAACUAGUGGCAUAUCCCAUUUUAAACUUACACAAUUUCUCUCCAAGGAUUCACUGGUAUAUUGAUAAAAUAGAAAAGACCAUCCUCAAUUUGUGCAACAAAUUUAAAUUGGAGGCUGAACUGCUUGGGGACAGAGGUGUGUGGAUUAAGGACAAAAAGAUUUGUUCUGUUGGACUUCAUGGGUCCCGUUACAUUACCUCCCAUGGUUUUGCCCUAAAUUGCAACCCUGAUCUCUCAUGGUUUGAUCAUAUAGUACCAUGUGGAAUUGAAGGAAAAGGUGUUACAAGUCUCAGUCAAGAACUGGGUAGAGAAGUAACAAUUGCAGAGACUCUACCAGUCUUGUUGGAAAGUUUUAAGGAAGUCUUUGAGGUAGAUCUCAUUGAUUAUCCUGAAGAAGAGGCUGGUUAUAUCCAUAAGACUUUUGUUAAAUAAGAAACAAAUAUAUGUACAUACAUUAUUUAUGUAAGUUAUUAUGUAAUCUUUGUCUUUUAUAUACCUGAUUUGAGAUUUUUAUAAACAAAUAUGUAUUCUAUAUUUGUUUUUGAUAAUAAAGAAUUUA
This is a messenger RNA of Diabrotica balteata, 903 nucleotides long. The record is from the annotation of a GenBank genome assembly. Lineage: Eukaryota; Metazoa; Arthropoda; Insecta; Coleoptera; Chrysomelidae.